GGAGAUGUCGGAAAUUCUCUUAUUUUCCCCGCGGAUUCUUACAUAGCGCGAUGGUUCCUGCACAGCAGAGGAACUACAACUCCCGGCAGCCCACUCGCUGGCAAGCCCUUCCCAAUAGGAAGCGUAGGCUGGUUUCCCGCUCGGGCAUGUUCAGGGCUGCUUGGGCUUGUUGCAAAAAACCGUGUUUUUAUUUUGUGCUCUUCUACCCAUUGAGAAGCACGGGGCGGAGGAGUUAAUUGAUUAGGAAUCGCCCUCGCUCAUUUUUGUUCCAAAGGAAAUGGAAGGCGCCGGAGCGCCGGAAGAGCCUCCAGUGAGUUGCCCAGUUUGCUCCCUGGAGCUCCCAGUUGCUCGUAUUAAUGCACAUCUGGACAGAUGUUUGCAGCAACAGCAGGGCGGAGCGGGAGAAGCUCAGAUCCCAGAGGGUGGGCGUAGUAGUAGUAACUGCAACAGCCCAGAUGCUGCGGGAAUGGGCCCGUCCCAGCCAUACUAUAAGAAAAUGCGCCUCUCCAAAUCUCCAGAGAGGAACAAGAAAGAAGAGGAGCCUGGAAGCAGCCCCAGCUCGGCACCGGUGUUUUCCCUUUUCCACAAAAGAAGGAGCUCUGGAGGAGGGAAGCCCGAAAUUCCUAGGGGCGCAGCGGCGUCUCCGACCCACAGAAAGGGGGGAGAGAAACAACUGGAUGGGGAAAAGGUAGCGGUAGGAGCGGAUGCGUCGGUGCCUGAGCUGAGCGGGGAGACUCUGGCCCAAAAGUUAGAAGGGAAACCCUUGGCAGAUAAGCUUCGUCCGACCCACCUGGGAGAUUAUAUGGGGCAGAAUCAAGUGCUGGGGGAGCAGACUCUCUUGCGGUCCCUGCUGGAAGCCCAUGAAAUCCCCUCCCUCAUCCUCUGGGGGCCACCAGGCUGCGGCAAGACAACUUUGGCACAUAUCAUUGCAAAUAACAGCAAGAAGAAUGGCACACGCUUUGUGACAUUGUCAGCUACAAGUGCCAAAACCGCUGAUGUGCGAGAUGUCAUUUCCCAAGCUCAAAAUGAAAAGAGACUCUGCAAGAGGAAGACCAUCCUCUUUAUUGACGAGAUCCACCGUUUCAACAAGUCACAGCAGGAUACUUUCCUUCCUCACGUCGAGUGUGGAACUGUGACUCUGAUUGGAGCAACCACUGAAAACCCUUCUUUCCAAGUUAAUUCUGCCCUUCUGAGCCGCUGUCGUGUUAUUGUUCUUGAGAAGCUCUCCGUCGAGGCAGUGGAAGCUAUUCUAGUGCGAGCUGUCAGGUCCUUAGGGAUCCAGAUUCUAAGCGAGCAACACACUAGCUCUGUGAAUGGCAGCGACAGCAAGGGCUCUGAACCAAGUAUAUACAUCAGUAAAACAGCUAUCAGCACUCUUGCCUAUCUCUGUGAUGGUGAUGCAAGAACUGGGUUGAAUGGACUCCAGAUGGCUAUUCAGGCCAGGUUACCGAAACUGGCCCAUCCCAGUAAUAUUGAUGGCUUUUCUGCUAAAGAGGUGACCAUCACAGAAGAUCAUGUGAAAGAAGGCCUCCAACGGUCUCACAUUCUAUAUGAUCGAGCUGGUGAAGAGCACUACAACUGCAUCUCAGCACUCCAUAAAUCUAUGCGGGGCUCAGAUGAAAAUGCUUCUCUUUACUGGCUUGCCCGAAUGCUUGAAGGUGGUGAGGAUCCACUGUAUGUGGCAAGGCGGUUGGUGAGAUUUGCCAGCGAAGAUGUAGGACUAGCAGAUCCCUUGGCGUUAACUCAAGCUGUGUCUGCUUAUCAAGGCUGCCACUUCAUUGGAAUGCCAGAGUGCGAGGUCUUACUAGCCCAGUGUGUCAUCUAUCUUGCCAGAGCGCCGAAAUCUAUAGAAGUGUACAGCGCUUAUAGCAACGUCAAGGCAUGCCUCAGAAACCAUCAAGGUCCGCUUCCACCUGUUCCCUUGCACUUAAGGAAUGCGCCAACCAAGCUCAUGAAGGACAUUGGCUAUGCGAAAGGUUAUAAAUACAAUCCUAUGUAUAAGGAACCGGUAGAACAGGACUACCUACCUGAAGAGUUGAAAGGGGUCAAUUUUUUUACCUAUGAAAGAAUGUGAUGACCCAACGCAUGAGACUGUCUUUUUCCUCCCCCCUCCCCCUCACUAUUUGCAAUCUAGUAUUAAUUCUAUAAUACGUUAUUGUAAGUUCAGUUCUGGUUUAAGGCCAUUGUGUUUUCUGACCUGAUGAUUUUCAAUUAUUUGGUUUAUAGCAGCAUGUUCGUCCAAUAUACUGAUGAUUUAUAAAUGGUGACUGUCUGUCUGUUGGCAGAAGUUAAAACAUAUUGUUCUAGAGAGGAAAAUACAUCAGACAUCAUUAUGUUAUAAAAGAAAUUCUGCCACAGUCAGGCAGGAAUAUUUUAGGUAGUAGAUGUUAUUUUAAAAGUGAAAUACAACAGGCACAAUAUGACAGAAUUAGGCCCUUUUAAUGAGAUUGAAUUAGACAUGCACUUAAUGCUCCUAGUGUAAUCAGUGGGAAUCAAAAGUGCCUAAUUUUCAAUGGUUUGUGCAUGCUGUUAAAUAUUUUAAUACGAUCUACUCAGAAAUGAAAAUUAUACUGCAUUUGCACCUUAAGAUGGAAAACAAUAUUGUCAUAUAAU
Pogona vitticeps (central bearded dragon) is the source of this 2613-nucleotide messenger RNA. RefSeq names its product WRN helicase interacting protein 1 (gene WRNIP1). Gene Ontology annotation, molecular function: ATP binding; enzyme activator activity; single-stranded DNA helicase activity. Gene Ontology annotation, biological process: DNA-templated DNA replication; DNA repair; DNA synthesis involved in DNA repair. Gene Ontology annotation, cellular component: nucleus. The record is from RefSeq and is a predicted model, not a curated record. NCBI's taxonomy places the organism in Eukaryota, Metazoa, Chordata, Lepidosauria, Squamata, Agamidae.